This is a messenger RNA of Pelodiscus sinensis (Chinese soft-shelled turtle), 10554 nucleotides long. The record is from RefSeq and is a predicted model, not a curated record. Lineage: Eukaryota; Metazoa; Chordata; Testudines; Trionychidae.
GACGCAGCCCGUGGGAUAUGUUGACAGACGACUCUCCACUCCUUUGGGUAUUUUUCUAAACAGUUGUGAUCAUCUGGACUGCUGAUAAGUAUGGAGAUUAAGUUAGAUGUUUUAGUCUCUACAUGUAUCAAACAUAGGAAACCUUGGCCUCGAAUCUCCUGGCUGGGACAGGAAAAAGAAGCUAUUUUUCUCAUAGAUGAUAAAUGCGUAACUGAAAUUAACCUUGUAUCAGGAAAGACAAAGAAAAAAAUUCCUCGACUUCAGUCAUUGUUGAAAAAUGUUGUUGUCAUAGCGACAUCAAGAAAUGGUGCUUGGUUGGCAGGAAUACUUUCAACAGGAGAACUGUUUCUUUGGAAUAAAGACCAGGACUAUCUGAAAACUGUACCAGCAAUUGAAGAAUCUCGUAAGGUGAUUACAGCAGCACAAGAGUGCUCCAUGAGAUUGUACCUGUAUGUCUCAGGAGAUGGGAAUAAGGUGUUACUCACUACGCCUACUGCAUGUGUCUUUCUGUGGGAAAGCACAGAGUGCAAAGACAUAUCCUCUGCUGAACAUUCUUCACUGGCUGGGCAUUGGUCACAAAUUAUUCCGGAAGAAUCAGUUAUGUUGCCUUCCACUGAAGAUAAAGAAACUGGAAUGAAUGCUGAUUUCAUCAAAAAUGAGAUACUAGGUGACUGCUGCUUGUGCUCUUUCACGUUUUAUUCUGGGGAAUGCUUGAUGCUGACAUUUUUAGCGCUGCGGUGGCAUGAAAAUAGCUUCAGAUACAUUAGUUCUUUACCGUACCAUAUCCUCUGGGCCCAACAAGCAUGUUACCUGUCUACUCUGGUUCCAGUAUGUGUGUCAGUAAAGUCAAGAGGAGCUUUGCUUUCUACAUUUUCAAGGGAUGGACUUUUACUGGCAGUAGCCAUUAAUCAAAAUGAUCCAAAGGCAACUCAGAUUUUGUUUAUAAAUACACUGAAUUUUGUUACUGUUUCUGGUAACCUUAAAGGUUGUAGCAGCAAGAAUUAUGUGGUUUCAUCCAAAUUUGUCAGGUCAUAUUGGGUCGGUGACAUGAGCUGGACUCCUGAUAGCCUUUUUCUGGCUUGCAUGUUAAAACGUGGCUCCUUGAUCUUAUUGACUUGUAUGGGUGAAUUGCUUACCUUGGUAACUUCUGGUUGCUCUAUAGAAUUUGGACCAGCAGAGUUUAUUCCCUUUCAUCCUCUAAUAACAUACAGACUGCAGCAGUCUCUGUCUCAAGACUCUAAUAAUCAUUCUCUUGGAUCAUCUGCCUCUGAAAAUGAUCUUAUGAGACAGAGAUUUUCUGUAACGUCACACUCAAGAUUACCCUAUCUCAUUGUCUCUGAUGGGUAUAUGCUCACAGUACUUAGAUUUUCUGAUAAUCUUUCACCAUCUGGAGUUGUGAGGUCACUUCUACUUGAUUCAGCCCAGAGACUUGAAAAGAUACAUCAGGAUCAUAAGACUAAAGGGAAAAGGCUGCAACUGCGAUCAUUGUCCUCUUUAAAAGCUAGUCUAUUGAAACAAUAUCAAAACCAUAAUUCUGCCUUUUCUACUAUUCCAAAAUUUCUGCAAAAAGAAGAAAUAGCAGAACAGAGUGAAAAAACAGCAGAUUUACAGGAUUAUGAUGAUGAAUCUGACGAUGACAAGCAGUUUCAGAAUAUCUCUUCUGCAUUCUGCAGCCAAAGACCUGAUUCAUUUUUCAGUAGAGCUGAUCAAGGCCGGUUGGAAUUUGCAUCAAUGUUUGACACUGUUCAUGCAAAAGAUGAUACUAAUGCAAAAGAUGACCUAUCUAUGGAACUAAAUUCAAUUAAGAAAAACCUUCUUGCAGCCUGGGGGAUAGGCAUUUCAAAAAAUUUGCAAGAAAAAGAUAUGCUGUUGAAUUACACGGUUGGCUGUAUUACCCACUUUUUCAACAUUCUCCAGUUCAUUAAAAGUCCUUUACUAAGCCAUGUGGCAUUUUUAAACAAGUCUGUAAAAACCAACCUGUGGAUGCAUUGUAUCUUAAAACAUUUUUAUCAGUGUUUAACUGUCUUUUACUGGGAUGUGACAGACAGACGGACAGUUGGGCAUUUGGUAAAGCUGACAUUACAGACUAUAAAACUGUUGCUUAUUCAGAAACAAGAUCAGUUCUCAAAUUACCUGUUGGGAUGCUUCUAUUUACUGAAGAUGGUUGCACAUAGUCUAAAUGGGAAGUCCAUACCUCAUUAUGAGAUGAUGUCUGCAGUCUCUGAUGUUAACAGUUCUCUAGAGCUUGACUCCUUGAUUGUGCCUAUUUUUCAAGUUCUUGAUGGGAGCAGUGCUCAAAAAUUUCAUUCAUUAAAUUCUCUGCUUAAGAUCCCUCCUCAGGCAAUAAAAGUUGGUGUAAAGCCAGAAAACAGGUUGAUGAUACUGUGGCGGUUAUUAUAUAAACAAGUACUUUGCUAUCAGACUCAGCUAAAUAGAAAAACAUCUCAGAUUGGCAAGCCAUUCACUGAAAUGAAGAUUGCACAUGAAGAAUCUGUUGUUGCACAACUUAUAGGUCAUAUACAAGCAGUUCUGCAAUCUUCAGGAGAGACCUUAGAACAAACCUGGAAGCUUAAUUCUGUGAUUGGUGAGGAACAGUUUCUUUUAGGUUCGUACAAAGAAUCUCUGGAUCUGUGGAAGAGGACUCUUCAAGAAACCAUAGCAAAAGGAGACAAGAGGACACAGUUUCUUCAAACUAGGUACUACCUUGCUAUAUUAUAUUGCCAUCUAUAUCAUUACAACUUACGUGAGGCUCAGGGACUGAGUGAUCAUCUUGUGAAAGAGGUACUAAAACGAUCUCAGCCGCCAGUAAGGCAGGCAGACGAUUUUACUGAUGGUGCGUGUUUUCGAUAUGAGCUGUGGAUGAUAAGAGAUGUUCAUCCUGACGCUGCAGCGGCAGUAAUAAAGUCCAUGGCACGAUUCAUGGCUGCCUAUUUUACUAAUCAGCUACUAUAUGUACUUCCCCCACAUAAAGUUGAUAUUCUACCUCCACUUCACAUCAAUCAAGGCCAGUUCCCUCGAGUUGUUCCACUGCAGCAUUCUAUGGUCACCAGUGCUGUUAGAGACCAGAACCUUUCGUCUGUAUGGACAGCUGAAUAUGCUCUUGACUUAUUCUUCGUGGGUGGACUGAUUCCAGAGGCUGUGUGGUUAGCACGCAAACUUGGAGACUGGAAAAUGUCUGUUACCAUAGGUGUGGCUUAUAAUCUGUACUGUCAAAGCAGUAGUGGUGUUGCAAGGUCAGAGAAAAUGGAGCUACAUUUGCCUUUGAACUUGACUCCAACACACAUUUUUCAGGAAAAACUACAGUCUUUCUUGGGACAGCCAGUCAAUUUUGAAACUCCAAAUGAAGGAAGCAAUAAAUAUAAACAUUUUACAGAUCCCAUUGAAGAGGAAGAUGGAAAUGUGCUGUUUGGUUCAGUGCAAGAAAUACUGAAAGCAGCUGUUAUGGCAGAUGCAGACAUUCUCUCAGAAACAUUUCAACUUUUGAUGGAUUCUGCCAAAGACCUCAGCAGAAAGUUGUGUGGGUUAGUGCCUGAUGGGUUGUAUCUUCCUGCACCACCAUUAUAUUGUCCCCAGCCAGCUUCUCUCAGUGAAGAAGACUACAAUGACUCGCCAUUAAAAAUUGAGAGAGAUUAUCUUCAGAAGGUGUCUGGGGUCCUUCAGCGAAUUCUGCUGCCCUUCCGAGAGUGGUAUAUUGUAAAAUUGAAAUGGGCAAGAAAAGUAAUGCAAAAGAUUCGAAUGAAAGGCAAUCUUCCUUCAUUAAGUUCAUUUCCUGAUACUUUGCUUCGUUAUUGUAAAUUGAGUACAAUAUUUUUUAGACCUCCAUCUUCUGGAGACCAUCGCUUUGAUGAUGUUUCUUGUAAAGCAAUAGGUUCUUUCCGAGAAUUAUGUGCAUUGUGUUGGAUGCUUCAUGUUCGUGAAAGAUUGUCUGACUGUUGCAGAAAGUACCAAACUGCAAGAGAAACUGUGGGUAAUCUAAAGGACUGCAAGAAAACUGAAUAUGAUGCCCAUAUAGUUGAGCACAGUCUCAAUGCAAUGGAAUGGGCUUGUCGCAUGCUCCCUUUUGCUAGGUUCAUGAAUGUUGAGGAACUAGUUCAAGAUAUAAUUCUGAGCCUUGUUGGAGAAUUACCUCCAAUCAGAAAGGUGGCAGAAAUUUUGGUGAAAGCAUUUCCUAAUUCUGAAGAUGUAAGAGUUCCUUUAAGGGAUAAAUAUCAUGCACUUCAGCAACGACUUAGACACUGUAUUGUCAGAGGACCCAAAAGUGAAGAAAUGAUGUCCGUUGUUAUUCAAGCCACCCACAAAAUGAGAAUGAAGGCACUGAAACGUGUAAUAAGGAACAUAGGCCCCAUUGAAAUAAGUAUCUGGGAGCCAUCAGAAGAGGAGACACCAGAUGAUGAGACACAUUGCUAUGAUAGAUUCUCAUUAGGGACCAGUCUAAGCAGAAGUACACUCUCUGAUUGUGGAAAUCCUCAAGUAUAUAGUGAUGCUGAAACAACAGAUACACUCUCAGAACCUUUGCUUGCUGAAGGAACUAAAGAUCAAGCACCUUCACCUCAAAGGGAGACAUGGCCUCACAUGGAAGAACAAACUGGUCGUAAGAAUACUGCAUAUAAGAUAAGAUAUCUUAAUUGUAAAGCAAAACAUAAAGAAAAAGAACACACAAUUUUGCCUAAUCACCAUACUUUGCCUGUGGUAGGUGCAUGGGAAUUUGAACGUGAUGAUGAUGAAUAUGUUAAGUUUUUAGAUCUCUUUUUGAGUUACGUGCUGGAAAGAGACCUCAUUAAUUGCAGCGAUCCUGGGAUUCCUUUUCUGAUCAGCUUUUCUGAACUUCUUAGAGAACACGAACUGCACUCUCUCCUUUUUGAUGUUCACACAACACUGAAACGUCGACAGGGCAAAACUAACAGCCAGAAUGUGUUUAGAGCUGGUUGCUGCUAUGCUGUUACUCGUGCAUCAUGUGAUUCCAAACCAGUUUCCUUGUGCAAUGAAAAGCAAAAAUGUUUGGAAAACCAAAUGUCUGUUUCAGUUUUAAAACCAGCAGACACCUCAAUGUGUGACUUAAUGAAUGGAGUAAAGAAAUACAUGGGAAAGAAAGGUUUAUUUGGUCUGAACCACCUGUCAGUUUACAGAGCACAAGAUAACAAGCAAGAAAUCACUAUUACACCAAUAACCCAGACCUUGUCUGACCAUGCUUGCUCUAUUCUACAAACUUCAGUGACCUAUAAAUAUAUGUACAAAACAAUUCAUGUGAAUGAUGUUAUACCAAGAGAGGAACUUGGUCUAGAAUUGAAGAAUGAAUUUAGCAAUAUUGCAAGACUGCUUGAAUGGAUGAUCAGAUGGUCUGAUAGGAGAUUGCUAUGUGAUACCAACACAGUAGAGUCAUUUCAAGAGAGUCGCCCAAUGUUGCAUGUGAAAACAUCAGCAGCUGCUAUACUUACAUCAUUAUGGCUUUUAGGACGGCCCUUUUGUGAUGAAUUGCAAGCUAAGCAUACUAACUUUAAGAAUCCAGAUGAUCAUUACCUAAUGAACUCUGCACCCCUACCAGAAACUAGAUCAAAGAUUCAGAAAAAAAGCAGUGUGAAUUCAAGCUGUUCUCCAUCAACAGAAACGCCAUAUGCUGUCCAGGAUGUAAAUGCUCACGAUGAACCUUGUGAAAAUGUUUUAGGUAUAUGUACAGAAACAAAACAUUCUGAAAAGAAUGAAAUGAAUGAGAAUUAUUCUCUAACUCACAGUACUGAAGGAGGAGUAAUAGAUUUUGAUGAAGUAGGAGCAUUCCAGGAAGUAGAUACAACUUUAGAAAAUGAAGAACUCUUUGAAGAACCAUUUGGAGCUCCAAAAAGUCCCAGUAUUUCUGUCAGCAUUAAACUUAUACAACAAAAAGAGGAGUAUAUUUCUACACUAGAUGUAGAAUCUCCCUUGGAAGAACCCAUGAUGGAAAAGCUAGAGGGAAAAAUAGCCAAACAAAAUGGUCUGACUGAGGCUGUUUCCAGCACUGUUCCUCAUUCAUUUGGUUUAGAAAUGAAUGCAGAUGCUCCUAGUAACACAGAGAUUUGUGUAUGUGGUGAUCAACCUUCUCUUACGGGUAUAUCAAGUGUUCCCUAUGAUGGUCCGGGAUGUUCAAAGAAGCAAGAAGUCCAGGAAGGAGAGUUGAUAGCAGAACCAUCAAAUGUUUCAGAAGCUGUCAGACAGAUGCUCCAAAAUGAAAUGUUUAAAUUAGUUCAGCUGCAGCAAAUCAACUUUCUGAGCUUAAUGCAAAUAGUAGGGUCGUCCUUUGCCAGCCUGCCAAAUGUGCAGCAUAUUCUGCAGCAACCUCAGUCUAUUCAGCUGGGAGGAAACCAGGCUUUACACACUGAAAGAAGCAAUUGUACUGACACAUUCGUACCUAUACAGUCUACAGACAUUUCUUCAGAAACUCAACUGCCCAGUAAAGAAAGUGUUGGAAAGUUUAAAAAGAGUAGCUCUCAUCCUCAAGAAAGAAAUAUCCUAAAUGAUCAAACCAGCAAAGAAAGUACACAUAAUCAUCCAGAUGUGAAUAUUUCUUUAAGCCUAUCAGAGAGCCAGUUCAAUGGAAUGGGGUUUAUUCAAGCACCUGAAAAAUUGCUUCCUUCAGCUCCAGCCAAAUUGCUUCAUCUGUUAUCUCCUUCCAUAGAAAACCAGAAGACAUCCAAACUUAUCCCAGUUGCAAAAUCCUUACGUUAUGAAAAUGGCUUUCCUUUGCUUAAACUUGAAGCUGGUAGUUUUAAAUCACUCAAUUUAUAUCCAUUAAAAGUUUCACAAGCUUUGAUCAGGCCUCUCCCCCAACCCAGAGUAGCUUGGGAUUUAUCUCCUUCUUUACAGAACCCUCCACUAUCAUGUACCCUAGGAGCCAAAACUAAUUCAGCACCACACUUGAAUAAAUAUCAUGAAAUAAGGCAAGUACGUGAUGAGAAGAAGUGGUGUUCAGAAGCUAUAAGUAAGGGGCCUCCUAAAAUAUUUAAUCACAAUCAGUAUGAAGAGGAGCAAAAUCUUCCUCUUCAGCAUUACCUUCAUACAAACGUGAAUGAAGAGAAACCAUUGAGUUCUUUCUAUGGAACUUACCAGCAUUCAACUGGAAUUCCUUUACUGCACCUGCAGCUUAACACAGCACCUAGAUUUCCAUCAAUUACAAGACCACCAAUCCCUGCUUCUUUAAUACCCAUUAGAUCUGUAACAGAGGAGACUAACUCCAGAGAUAAAUUACAGCACACAGGACUAUCAAUUCUUCACACUGAUUUACCUCCAAGAAACAAGUUCCAAUCACCAAAACUCAUCCCGCUUAAAAAUCUCAUUGCAUUUGAGAAAAGCCGCCAGUAUACCAGCGUACCACAAGACUUCAUUGGACAAGCUCAUCCUGUUCAGAUUGAGUUGUUAAAAGCUAGCACUGAACCAUUUGACACAAGACACACACAGAAUAAUACAAAAAGGGAAAAGAGACGUGCUGAGAAACAGAUAAAAGAGAGGGCAGACAAGAAAAAAGCAAGUGUGACAUUCCGCCCAGAUGAUUCCAUUAUUAGUACUGAUGACAUGGAAACUGAGAUACAGGAUCAGCAAGCAGAAUCCAGCAGUUAUCAUGGAGAUAAUUUUCUCAUUUUACCUGAUACAAUUGGAGAGGCUAUUACUACUUCAGCAGGCCUACAUUGCAUGGCUUCCACAAUGAAAAAACCUGCAGAAACUCAAGAUGCAAGCACAAAUACAGAUACAGUUCUCAAGUCAAAUCAGGAUAUAGAAACUGGUUCUGAAGACGUAUUACCUGAACAUCUUAGGAACCAACCAAUCAUCUCUGUUCCUACAACAGAACAUCUGACUUCAAGUGUUCCUCAGAUGUUGCCACCAGACAUGUAUUUAAACUUCAGAUUCCACACAGAAGUAAGGGAGACACUUUUACCAUCCUCAGUUUCUGAUACUGCACCUGAUGUGAUUGGACACAACUAUAUCAAUGUGAUUGACAUUGAAGAGAGUGAUCUCUUGAAGGAUUUGCCUGUUAUAGCUGAGUCCGCUGAAGAGAUAAUUACCGCACAACAACAUGAGAACUUCACAAUUCCAUCUUCUGCAAAGCUGCAUCACAUGGCAGCCUCUGUUACCAAUGCAAUUCCACCUAAUGAAUUUCAGAGGCAAGAUGACCAUCAAAAUAUAUUGAUCCCAGUGCAAGAAGAGGAUAUAAAAGUAGAUAGUGGUAGAGAUAAUCUAACCUGGAACCUACUGCAUGAUGAUGUCAGCAUCAUUCAUUCUGAAGGACUGUCAGCUAAAAUCAUUAGCAAAGAACACUUUUGUACAAAGCUGCAGGAAAUGGAUAUACAACUAAAGGCACUGCAGAACAUAGCAGAAAAUAUGGAGAAGGAUUUCAGCAAUACUAAACUGAUAGUGAAAACAAUAGAAGAUUUAGGAAUGAUUGACAGUCCAGAUGUAGGUGCAGCUUCCUUGUUCUCUGACGGUGUUGGAGUUAUUGAUGAGGCACAUUAUGUGAGCUCUGUGGACUUUGAAGAAUGUAUGAAUGAAAAAGAGGAAGGUUCAAGACCUGAAUAUUCUGCAGACAGUUAUACAGCCUUGCACGCUCAUUCUCUUUCCUCUGCAACUUCAGCUGCUAACCUUCCGAGUCACAUAAAAUCAUCUUCUGACAUUCAUAUACAUGAAGAUUUAGGUGAUAGUUUUACAGAUGAUCCCUUGCAAAUUACUGGAUUGAGUUGCAUUACUGGUACUGUUAAUGAUCUUGUAACAGAGGGUGGUGUUUCCCCUACAGAAAUGAGCAUUACAAAAACCCAAGAUAAAAAAAUCUUCAGAAUCUAUGAUACCUCAGCUGGAUAUUCUCAAAAAACAAAAAGAGAGAGAAAAGAAAUACAAGUAUGGAUGAAAAGAAAACGAAAAGAAAGACUGGAAGAAUAUCAUAAAAAACUGGAUGAACGAAGACAAAGAGAAUAUAACCCAUUUAAUUUGAAAAAUAAUAUGCAAUUUGGCCUCACUGCAAAGGAUAUCAAAUUGAGCCAGAAGAAGAAAGAUGAAAAAGAUAAAGCCCUGUUGUCUGAGCAUCAUAGUCUUAGAGUCUCACAAGCACUUGCCCUAAUGAAUGAGAUGUUAUCCGAGACAGUACAGCUUCCUGCAAGUGAAUCUAGACCAUUGUCCAAAACAACGAUAUUCCCUCGAGAUUUAAGAAAGCAGCAUCUCAUAUCUGCUAGAGGAAGUCGUCCUGGUAGUCGCAGUCAGUCAGCAAGUCAAGCUGAAAGAAGCAGAACUGCUGCCAAACCAGGUUUUGGUCAAGCAAGAUCCCAUUCCACUCCACCCUAUAGUUUACCUCAGUCUAGGGGAACUGCCAUUGGGGUAUUGCAGAAGAAUAUAUCCGAAGGGGGGAUUAGACAUGCAACACAUUAUCCUGGAAAUUCUAGACCAGUUGCCCUUCGGCCUCAAGACCAAACAUCUCAACCCACUCGCAGAGGAAUGCUGACAGAUUUUAACCGAAGAAAAGUGUGGUUGCAAGGCAAUGCAAGCCAGAGGAUGGGCAUUAGCAAAGGAAGACCUAAUUCAGCCAGACAAGCUUCUGAUUAUCUGACACACAGUACCAAGAAUCUGAGAAGACCUGCACCACAUACAAUUGCAAUUCAGACAGAAGAGAGAGAUCUUAAUUAUGAGUCAGAGCGAGAUUCAGUAAGUCCUUGGAGUGUCCCUGAUGAUAUCCAAAGAAUCCUUCAUGACAAUUAUGAUUCCCUACUUGAGGUAUCUGUACCUCAUGAGGAGGACUUCUCUCCUCUUAGUGUUAAUGAGGUCGACGGCAUAUCUGAAAGCACAGGAAGUAUCCUUAGCAAACUGGACUGGAACGCUAUUGAAGCUAUGGUAGCAAACGUGGAAGAAAACUGACGUGAGGGGAUUUCUUGACCUGUGUCCACUUUCAGAGCAGUUUAACAAUUAGCUUUCUUGGAAACCUGUGGCCCUACCUUAUUGUUGUAUUUUAAACAAUCCUUAUUGAAAUCAGAUUGAAGUUAUACUUGAAAUUCAGUAGUGGCGUGUGAGACUUUCAGUUCCCUGGUUAAAGACAAUAUACUUUGAUGUUAAUGUGCAGGGAUCCCUGGAAUAUGCAUGCUGAUGAAAUUACAUUACAUCAAGUGAGUAAUGGAACUUGUAUACCACUAUUGACCUUGAAUUGUCCCUACAAUUAUUAUUAAAAAUUCAGAAUUCUAAAGAUCAAGUUUUCACUUCCAACUCAGUGAAAAGUUUCAUUUUAUAUUUUUAGAGCAAUGCAGUCUUUUUUAGUGUUAACGGAUAAAACCAAUUCAAAAUAUAUACUUAAUAAAAUCUUGGUUUUGACUGUUUACUGGUUUUUGUGGGUUUUUUUUAAAAUGUAUUGGGAGGAACAUCACUGUAGAGGAUCUGGUUUUGCAUUUUUAUAUUAGUGCCUUAUAUUGUACAUUAUAGCUGGUGACCCAACACUAAAGUUGACGAAAGCAAGCAGUUGGAAGAAGAUUAAAGGACCACCUAGUAGUCUGACUUCUGCUUCUCACUUAGCAGCAUGAACUACAGUAGAGCUUUGAGAGAAAUGUUAUAAUUGGAGGA